GAGGAUGGAAGAGGACGCUUCUGAUUGGCUCGUCACAUUGACACGUGAGGCGGCGGCAUCUUUCAUAUGGCUGCAGUCAACAUCUGGAAGGGUUUACUCGCGCUGUUACUCAGUCUGAAGAGUUUACCCGAGUAUAACUGCAAUUUUACCAUGUCUUUCAUAAAAGUGGACGAGAACUCUGACUUUUCUUAUCAUAACCUGCCUUACGGAGUUUUUUCCACAUCGGAUAAUCCCAGGCACAGAAUCGGCGUUGCGAUUGGAGACCAAAUCCUGGACCUCAGUGUCAUAAAGCAUCUUUUCAAUGGACCAGCUCUUGAGACCCACCAAGAUGUUUUUGAUCAGCCAACGCUUAAUGCUUUCAUGGCAUUGGGUUAUGACGCUUGGAGAGAAGCAAGAAAGUUUCUCCAGAUGCUUCUGGCUGCAAAUGAGUCCACGCUGCGUGAUGACGUCAGUUUAAGGAGCAGGGCAUUUGUUCAUCUAAGUUCAGCUGUGAUGCAUCUCCCAGCUGAGAUCGGGGACUACACAGACUUUUACUCAUCCAGAGAUCAUGCCACCAACGUUGGAAUAAUGUUCCGUGGAAAAGAGAAUGCCUUGAUGCCCAACUGGCUAAGGCUACCGGUGGGGUAUCAUGGGAGAGCUUCCUCUGUGGUUGUGUCUGGAACACCAAUCAGAAGACCCCAAGGACAAAUGAGACCAGACCCAGCUCAACCACCUGUUUUUGGGGCAAGCAAACAGCUGGACAUAGAACUGGAGAUGGCAUUCUUUGUGGGGAAAGGCAACAAGUUGGGUGAGCCCAUCCCAGUGGAGAAGACCCAUGAGCACAUUUUCGGCAUGGUUUUAAUGAACGACUGGAGUGCUCGGGAUAUCCAGGCUUGGGAAUAUGUUCCAUUAGGUCCAUUUCUGGGCAAAAAUUUUGGCACCACCAUCUCACCCUGGGUCGUUCCAAUGGAAGCGCUGAUGCCUUUUGUUGAGUCCAAUACAGUCCAGGACCCUGUUCCUCUACCAUACUUAAGUCACGAUGACCCCUAUACGUUCAAUAUCAACCUGUUCGUGGCGUUGAAAGGUGAGGGAAUGCCACGUGCAGCCACCAUUUGUAAGUCAAAUUUUAAGUACAUGUACUGGACCAUGAAACAGCAGCUGGCACAUCACACAGUCAAUGGUUGUAACGUCAGACCAGGUGACCUGCUGGCAUCAGGCACCAUCAGUGGACCGGAUCCUGAAAGUUUUGGCUCCAUGCUGGAGCUCUCGUGGAGAGGAUCUAAGACUAUUGACCUCGGCAAUGGAGAAACAAGGACCUUCUUGAAGGAUGGGGAUGAGGUUACACUCACAGGUUAUUGUGAGGGCAGGGGUUACAGAGUGGGCUUUGGUCAGUGUGAAGGGAAGAUCAUUCCUGCCCUGCAACAGUGACCAGACAAAAGGCAUGUCAUCUACAGCUACAAACAAAUUCAACAUCGUUCCUACACAAAAAUUGAAUGUUAAUACACACAAAAUCCAAACUUUAUAAUUGAAACAUGCAGUUGUUGCCUCCGUAUGCUUGGAAACAGUAGUAAUUCUACUUUUGGAUAGGGAUGCACCGAUAUAUCUGCAAAAAAAAAUUCCCCACUAUCGGACAUUGGCCGAUUAAUUAGAAAGAGACAAUGAUCAGUGCAGGCUAUAUCCUGUCAAUCAAAAACACAUCUGAAUUCAAGCUGUGUGAUUAUUUUGAAUAACCGUAAGACUUUCCAUGAUUUCUGUACAUCAUAAUUUGAAUUAGCAGAUGUCAUUAUUAGUAAAAGAAUAUCGGUAUCGCCACAGAAAUUUUGUAUUGGUGGUGCAUCCCUACUUUUGGACAAUUUACAUACUUUAUUUUAAGGUUGCUGAGACAGUUUUUUACUGUAUCUUGUUACUGAAUUUUUACAAUAAAGUUACCAUUUACCUGUA
Molecule: messenger RNA, 1920 nt
Organism: Paramisgurnus dabryanus
Lineage: Eukaryota; Metazoa; Chordata; Actinopteri; Cypriniformes; Cobitidae
Gene: fah
Product: fumarylacetoacetate hydrolase (fumarylacetoacetase)
Biological process (GO): homogentisate catabolic process; L-tyrosine catabolic process; L-phenylalanine catabolic process
Molecular function (GO): fumarylacetoacetase activity
Source: RefSeq, a predicted model, not a curated record